Molecule: messenger RNA, 2538 nt
Organism: Monopterus albus (swamp eel)
Lineage: Eukaryota; Metazoa; Chordata; Actinopteri; Synbranchiformes; Synbranchidae
Product: F-actin-methionine sulfoxide oxidase MICAL3-like
Exons: 18
Source: RefSeq, a predicted model, not a curated record
UGAGCCCAGAGUUUCAUCCUGUCAAUCAGCUGGAGUUUGAUGUCAUUAUCGGAGCUGGUGGGCGCAGGAACACCUUGCCAGGGUUCAGGCGUAAAUAGUUCAGAGGGAAGUUGGCCAUCGCCAUCACAGCCAACUUUAAGAACAGAAACACCACAGCUGAGGCCAAAGUGGAGGAGAUCAGUGGGGUGGCGUUCAUCUUCAACCAGAGGUUCUUCCAGGAACUACGACAUGAAACUGGGAUUGACCUGGAGAACAUUAUGUACUAUGAAGACAACACUCACUACUUUGUGAUGACGGCCAAGAAACAGAGUCUGUUGGAGAAAGGAGUCAUCCUACAGGACUUUGUGAACACCGAGCAGCUCCUCUCUGAGGUCAAUGUUGACCAGAAUGCAUUGCAGGCGUAUGCCCAUGAAGCCGCAAACUUCUGCACCAGCUACCAGCUGCCAUCUCUAGACUUUGCCAUGAAUCACUACGGGCAUCCGGAUGUCGCCAUGUUUGACUUCACCUGCAUGUACGCGUCUGUGAACACCGCCAUGGUCCACCAACACCACAGACACCAGCUGCUGGUCACACUGCCCUUCUGGCCAUUGGGAACAGGAGUCGCUUGAGGGUUUCUGGCAGCUCUGGACUCAGCCUGGAUGGUCAAGAGCUGGGCUCGAGGAGCAGCUCCUCUGGACGUCCUGGCUGAGAGAGAGAGUUUGUACCGUCUCCUCCCUCAGACGACUCCAGAGAACAUGCAGAAGAACAUCAGUCUGUUCUCUGUCGACCCAGCAAGCAGAUAUCUGAACAUCAGCCCUCUGAGCAUCACACCCGCUCAGGUGAGACACCUGGUGGACACCGGUGAGGAGGUGGGGCUAGACUGUGGUGACAUCAUCCGCCUGCCUUCACCCAGAUUCCUUCAACAAGUCAUUCUCUCAGUCCAAUCAGCUGCUGGCAUGGUGCGCGGAGCAGACCUGUGGUUACAGUGGCGUUGUCGUGAGCAACCUGACGUCCUCCUGGAAGAGUGGUCUCGCUCUGUGCGCCCUGAUCCACCAAUACAGACCGGAUCUCAUAGACUUUGACUCCCUGGACGAGUCCUUGGUGGAAGACGACACUUGUCUGGGCUUCGACGUGGCUGAGCGAGAGUUUGGCAUUUCACCUGUGAUGACGGUGGAGGGGAUGUCAAGUGAAGGGGACCCAGACGCUCUGUCUAUGGUCAUGUACCUAAGUCAGUUCUACCAGCUGUUCAAAGAUUCGCUGCACCCGCCAGGCUCUUUGUGUCAGAGCGUUGACCUGAGAGCAGCCCUCAUCACGCCGGCCGCCCUCCUCAGCAGACUGGGACACAGCCUGUCCAGGAAGACAAACCCAAAGUCAUGUGACCUAAGUGGUGACACUGAUGGCCAGGUGUGUGAUGAGGCCUUUGUGGGCGGGUCCAGAAUUCGACUGAUGGCCAGUCAGCUGCAGGCAAAGCUGGCCGAGAGCUCGUCUACCUGCAGGAGUUCUGCUGCUGCAGCUUUACGGCAGCAGUUUGCAGUGGGCUGCAGCGACAUCUGUUUCUUCUGUAAGAAGAAAGUUUAUGUGAUCGCACGUCUGAGUGCUGAGGGCUUGUUUUUCCAUCGCAGUUGUUUCCAGUGUGGUUGCUGCGGCAGUACUCUCAGGCUGGCUGCAUACACCUACGACCAGCACAAGGGGGGGUUUUACUGUGUCCAACACUACGUCUGUCACCUCAAUGCUCCGACAGUGGCAAAGACAUCGACUCCAUCUGCUUCACACCGAACAUCAACAGCAUCUGUGGGUCCACCUCCAUCCCUGACUUCUGCUGACUCUCUGAUCCUGGCUGAUCCCCAUCGCUCCGCAGUGGCUUCUGUGAUGGUGGCAAUGGCCGAGAGGACUGAGCUGGAAAACUACCGACGCAGCUCAAUGAAGGCAGAGACAGAGCUGCUAGAGGAACCAGAGGAGGUCUCUGAGGAGACCCUGGCCCGGUUCAACCUGAACCUGGGCCAGACACACAACCACAGGUCGAGGCCAGAGUCUGACCUGCAAGGGAGUUCAGAUUCAGACAUGGAGGAGGAUGAGGAGGAGAGAGAAGGAGGUCGACACCAGGUGAACUCAGAGGAGAGAGAAGGAGGUCGACACCAGGUGAACUCAGAGGAGGCCAGAGCUUCAUGGAGGGAAACUCUGCAGUUCCACCUCCACUUGAGAGAUGACGAGGAGGAGGAAGAGGAGGGAGAGGUUGAAUUAGGUGAAGAGGAGACAGGCAGUGAGGUGGAGUCCAGUAAUGAGGGGGAGUACAACCCCGGGGAGAUGGAGCGUCACUCAGGCCUGUGGCUCCUGUUAGAGGAAGAGACAGAGGAGGAGUCUUCUCUGCCCACACAUCUUACACCUACUGUUGUUUUAGAAACAGAUCCCCAGACACGUGCCCUCCAACCUGAUGCUGGAGGGCAGGGCCCUGAACUCCUACAGGAAAAACCCCUCGUCUUUCAGGGGUUAGAGAUGGAGUCAAAAGGUGAGGGGGCAUGGGCUGAGGCACAGGGGGUGAGAAGGAGGAGAAAGGAAGAA